AUGGAGCUGAAGCUCGAUGAAGUCAAGCUCUGGCUUGGGACAGGGGUUUGCGACUGCGAAAGUCGAAUUGAGACUCCGCGCCAGGCCCCCAGCCACUCCAGGGCGAUGCGUCCCGCUUGCAUCACGGCUCACCAGCACUGCCAAUCCCUAGCAUCCAGCGCUACCGUUGACAGCGACUCGGACAACAACUUCAUGGGAUCCUCUGAGCCGGUUAUCAUGCGCGACGCGGGCAUCCAAGAAGCCAUCCCGCCAAUCAUGCUUCUCCCAGCCGAGAUUCUACUCAUGAUCUUCUACUGGGCUAGUCGAUGUCAGCUUCAAGUCAGUGCGGUGGACUUGAUGACGAUCCAAGCUCGACAUGGCUCCGGCAGCCGUGAAGAGGAAGAAGCGCGAAAUUCGGAGUACACUACUGCAACUUCGCAACAGCUUGCCUUUGUCUGUAGCAGAUGGCGAGACGUCCUCGCAAUGAGGGGUGUCUUCUGGAAAAGUCUCGAUAUUACCAUCGACGGUGACACCUUCAUCCCAUCCAUCAUCAAAACCUUCUUCGUAGCAUCACGCACCAACGAAAUCCAAGUCAGCGUUGCCCCUCGCGACCUCACCUCCCCCUCUCUGACUCCGGCCGAAGAACAUGAACGGCUGGCGUUCAUCAUGAGACACAUGGAACCCCACCUAGAACGGCUAUCCCGACUCAGCAUCAACACAUUCUACCGGUCUACUAUAGUGAAUAUAAGCAGCUUCUUCGAUGGUGCAGCCAUGCCCAAUCUCUCCGAACUGCACCUUGUUUCGCAAGAUACAGACGACGACGCUCAUCUUAAAUGCACUGCUCUUCACUUUCCACUCAUCCAAACGCUACACAUUGAUGCGAAAAGCUUCGUUGAUCUCAUGAAGGCCGGUGUUACGCCGUCCGAGCCCCUCGGUUUAUUCGGCCCUGUGGACAAUUUCAGUUUCUCCAUCACGAAGUUUCGACCAAAUAACCCUUCCUCCGCUCCAGGCAUUGCCGAGUUCUUCGGAGCUUUGCAGCUAGUUGACAACGAUUGCGUGCUCUAUCUAAAAGUCCUCAAUGUUACGCUUGCUUCCGAAGACCCCUCGCACCAACGCCUACUACUCGAUAGCCUGUAUAGCCUCGAGGUUUAUGACCUGGAAGGCCCAGAUUUCGCAGCUUUCUUCGACAGCUUUGAAGCUCACAGCCUUGAGUCUGCCGUGGUCGCGAGGUGCAAGGCCGAAGAACGCGUGACAAUCUCCGGCCCCUACCUUCAGGUAAUAGGUGUUGAUUCUAGUUGCUCGCUACUUCGCAUGGUCCAAGACUGGUAUGGGGUAGAGCUUUCGAUUGAAGAGUGCCAAGGAUUCGACGACUGGUUUCUCGGCUCACUGGCCUUCUGCAGCGAGGAGAAGCUCUCGCGUCUUCCCUGCCCAGAGCUAGUUUAUCUCGCCCUCAUUGGGUGUACAUUUUCUGCUAGCGCGUUGCAGAGACUAUGUGAGAUGAGGCUGCAGGUUUGGCGGAAGAACACGAACAAAUCCCAUAAUCGUAUCAGGUCCAUCUCAGUGAGGGGCGGCCCGAAGCUUGACGAAAGUCUGAGGCGCUGGUUUGAAAUUAACAUGGAUACUUUCCAAUGGGAAGAGAAGGAGAUGUAGAGACGAUGUAGAGAUGCC
Messenger RNA from Coniophora puteana RWD-64-598 SS2, 1647 nucleotides. RefSeq lists its product as uncharacterized. Lineage: Eukaryota; Fungi; Basidiomycota; Agaricomycetes; Boletales; Coniophoraceae. The record is from RefSeq and is a predicted model, not a curated record. Bases 1 to 1629 code for a protein of 542 amino acids. The transcript is spliced from 2 exons.